GUCUCCGAGGUCCAUGAGGUCAGUAUCUUGCAAGACAAGGCGCCCGCAUUGGUCGAGUCCUUGCUGGAAGCCCGGCUCUCCAACCAUGGCCUCGCCCUCACCGACGUGGUGGCCAUGAUCGGGGCCCUGGAGCGCUUGAUCUUCGACGAGUCCCUGGCGCUCUUGCAGGCCUCCUACACCUUCAACGGCUUCAGCACCUCCGACGCCAUCGCCCAGCGCUCCGCCCACGACGUGCUCACCUCCUACCUGCUCCUCUUCCAGCUGGGCAGCAAAGCCAACCUCACCGAUUCGCGGCUUCAUCACGCGCUGAAGGCCAAUCGGGACAGGAUGAAUCCUUUCGUGCCAGUGGAGUACACUUUUGAGGACAUGUUUGAGAUAGUGGAAGAGCUGACGCACGGCUACGGCAAGUGGCAGAAUACCGAAUGCAUGCAGAUGAAGGGUGACCUUAUCGAGCUGGACACCAACGGUGAUGGACGCAUCCCGCUGAAUUAUUUCUACGGCCAGCAAGACAACACCAAGUACCAGUUCAGCGACGAGUCGGUGCAUUACCUCCAGCAGAUUGGUGCCCUGGACGAGAGUGGAUGGGAGAAGCAGGUGAGGAUCGCAAACUACCUGCAGGGCCCCUCCAACUGCAUCGCCUCCUCGUCCUACUACUCCAUCUGCUGCCUGAGCGAGUGCGAGGUCUUGCUGAACGAGCUGGAAGCCAAGGUGCAGGCUCCCGCCGCGGAUCCCACGCACCUGCUUGACCUGGUGGGCCACCUGUCCUCCGCCACUGUGGAUGCUCCCCGCGUGUUCCCGGAGAGCCUCGCGCCCCGGCUGCAGGACAUCGCGGACCACAACGAGGGCCAGGUGCCUCUGCAUGGUCGACUCUUUGCCGAGUGGAUGCACUACGCCUUCCCGCACGAGUGCCCGUACCCGAAGGUCGUCCAAGAGGCGAAGACCUUGACCCCGGAGCACUGGGCCCAGAAGAAGAUGUCC
Molecule: messenger RNA, 978 nt
Organism: Symbiodinium pilosum
Lineage: Eukaryota; Dinophyceae; Suessiales; Symbiodiniaceae
Source: the annotation of a GenBank genome assembly